CCAGCUCUGACGCGGGAGCUUCUUUCACACCAAUGGGGCUCGCGCGCGGAGGGGCCCUGCCCCUCCUCCGGGAAGGUGUGUCCCUGUUUCCUCACCUGAAACUUCCUAGGAGAACCCGAUCCCUCCCUCCCGUCGGGCGGCCAGGGGCGGGCCGCGGGUGGGGCGGCCGGGCCUGCGCUGGGGACGGCUCUGGGGACUGCGGCCGGCGCCGGGACCUGGAGGGGACGCUGGGGCCGAAGCAGCAUGUGACACCGACCAGGAUUCAGCCCUGAUGGAGGCUGAGGAGGCCCAGCGUGGAGGCUGAGGAGGCCCAGCGUGGAGCCUCUCCUCCCAUCUCUGCCAUAGAGGAAUUCAGCAUUAUCCCUGAGGCUCCCAUGAGGAGCAGCCAGGUCUCUGCCUUGGGGCUUGAAGCUCAAGAAGAUGAGGACCCAUCCUAUAAGUGGAGAGAGGAACACAGACUCUCAGCAACUCAGCAGAGUGAGUUAAGGGAUGUGUGUGACUAUGCGAUUGAGACGAUGCCCUCUUUUCCCAAGGAAGGUUCUGCAGAUGUGGAGCCCAAUCAGGAAAGCCUUGUGGCUGAGGCCUGUGACACUCCGGAACACUGGGAGGCAGUACCCCAGAGCCUAGCAGGCCGACAAGCAAGGACUCUAGCUCCCCCAGAGCUCUGGGCCUGCCCCAUUCAGAGUGAGCAUCUAGACAUGGCCCCAUUUUCCAGUGACCUGGGAAGCGAAGAAGAGGAGGUGGAAUUUUGGCCAGGACUUACUUCUUUGACAUUGGGAUCUGGACAGGCAGAAGAAGAAGAGGAAACCUCUUCAGAUAACUCUGGUCAGACCAGAUAUUAUUCUCCCUGCGAAGAGCAUCCUGCAGAGACCAACCAGAAUGAAGGCUCUGAAAGUGGGACUAUCAGGCAGGGGGAAGAGCUGCCACCUGAGGAGCUGCAGGAAAGUCAAGGGCUCUUGCAUCCCCAGGAGGUCCAAGUUCUGGAGGAGCAGGGACAGCAGGAAGCAGGAUUUCGGGGGGAAGGAACUCUGAGGGAGGAUGUUUGUGCCGAUGGGCUAUUAGGGGAGGAACAGAUGAUAGAGCAGGUUAAUGAUGAAAAGGGAGAACAGAAGCAAAAACAGGAACAGGUACAAGAUGUGAUGCUUGGGAGACAAGGAGAAAGAAUGGGGCUCACUGGGGAGCCAGAGGGUCUGAAUGACGGUGAGUGGGAGCAGGAGGAUAUGGAGAGGAAGGCUCAGGGUCAGGGAGGUCCAGAACAGGGAGAAGAGAGGAAGAGGGAGCUGCAGGUGCCAGAAGAGAAUAGGGCGGACUCUCAGGACGAAAAGAGUCAAAUCUUUUUGGGAAAAUCAGAGGAAGUAACUGGAAAGCAAGAAGAUCAUGGUAUAAAGGAGAAAGGGGUGCCAGUCAGCGGGCAGGAGGCGAAAGAGCCAGAGAGUUGGGAUGGGGGCAGGCUGGGGGCAGUGGGAAGAGCGAGGAGCAGGGAAGAGGAGAAUGAGCAUCAUGGGCCUUCAAUGCCCGCUCUGAUAGCCCCUGAGGACUCUCCUCACUGUGACCUGUUUCCAGGUGCCUCAUAUCUCAUGACUCAGAUUCCCGGGACUCAGACAGAGUCCAGGGCUGAGGAACUGUCCCCCGCAGCUCUGUCUCCCUCGCUAGAGCCCAUCAGGUGCUCUCACCAGCCCAUUUCUCUACUGGGCUCCUUUUUGACUGAGGAGUCACCUGACAAGGAAAUAGAUCAAAACAGCCAGCAAGAGGGAUCCAGGCUGAGGAAGGGAACAGUGUCCAGCCAAGGGACUGAGGUGGUCUUUGCCAGUGCAUCUGUGACUCCUCCAAGGACACCAGAUUCAGCUCCUCCCAGUCCUGCUGAAGCCUACCCCAUCACACCUGCCUCGGUAUCUGCCAGGCCCCCAGUUGCCUUUCCCAGGAGGGAAACCUCUUGUGCUGCACGUGCUCCAGAAACUGCCAGUGCCCCUCUCUCAAUGGAUGACCCAUCUCCCUGUGGGACUUCUGAGAUGUGCCCGGCUGCCCUCUAUGGCUUCCCCUCCACCGGGACCAGCCCUCCGAGGCCCCCAGCCAACUCCACAGGCACCGUCCAGCACUUACGGAGUGACUCCUUCCCUGGUUCUCACAGGACAGAGCAGACUCCAGACCUGGUGGGAAUGUUGCUUUCCUACUCCCACUCAGAGCUGCCCCAGAGGCCCCCCAAACCUGCCAUCUACAGCUCUGUGACCCCAAGAAGGGACAGAAGGAGUGGUAGGGACUACAGCACCGUUUCAGCAUCCCCUACUGCCUUAUCCACGCUGAAGCAGGACUCUCAAGAAUCCAUCUCAAAUCUAGAGAGACCCAGCAGUCCUCCCAGCAUCCAGCCCUGGGUCUCCCCACAUAAUCCAGCCUUUGCCACAGAGUCUCCCGCCUACGGUUCUUCCCCAUCCUUUGUCUCCAUGGAGGAUGUGAGGAUCCACGAACCUCUGCCCCCUCCUCCCCCACAGAGGAGGGACACCCAUCCCUCCGUGGUGGAGACAGAUGGCCAUGCUCGUGUAGUGGUUCCCACGCUGAAGCAGCAUAGCCACCCUCCUCCAUUGGCCCUAGGUUCAGGGCUGCAUGCCCCCCAUAAAGGCCCACUUCCCCAAGCCUCUGACCCCGCUGUGGCCAGGCAGCACCGACCUCUGCCAUCUACCCCAGACAGCUCCCACCAUGCUCAGGCCACCCCCAGGUGGAGAUACAACAAGCCGCUACCCCCUACCCCUGAUUUGCCGCAGCCCCACCUUCCUCCCAUUUCUGCUCCUGGUAGCUCAAGGAUCUACAGGCCUCUACCCCCACUACCCAUCAUAGACCCUCCCACCGAACCACCCCCAUUGCCCCCAAAGUCCAGGGGGAGGAGCAGGAGCACUCGGGGAGGACAUAUGAACUCAGGGGGUCAUGCCAAAACAAGACCUGCUUGUCAAGACUGGACAGUCCCCCUCCCUGCCUCUGCUGGACGCACCUCCUGGCCCCCGGCCACAGCUAGAUCAACAGAGUCUUUCACUUCCACCAGCAGGAGUAAGAGCGAAGUGUCCCCUGGCAUGGCUUUCAGCAACAUGACAAACUUCCUAUGCCCCUCUUCCCCUACCACUCCCUGGACUCCGGAGCUCCAGGGACCCACCUCUAAGGAUGAAGCAGGGGUCUCAGAACACCCUGAGGCCCCUGCGAGAGAACCUUUGAGAAGGACAACCCCUCAGCAAGGAGCCAGUGGCCCAGGGAGGUCACCUGUGGGCCAAGCAAGGCAGCCAGAAAAACCCAGCCAUCUGCACCUGGAGAAGGCGUCCAGCUGGCCCCACAGGCGGGACUCAGGGAGGCCACCAGGGGACAGCAGUGGACAGGCUGUGGCUCCUAGUGAGGGGGCCAACAAGCACAAGGGCUGGAGCCGGCAGGGCCUGCGCAGACCUUCCAUCUUGCCUGAGGGCUCUUCAGAUUCAAGAGGUCCAGCCGUGGAGAAACAUCCGGGACCCUCAGACACUGUUGUUUUUCGGGAGAAAAAACCAAAGGAGGUGAUGGGAGGCUUUUCAAGACGCUGCUCCAAACUCAUCAACUCCUCCCAGCUGCUUUACCAGGAGUAUAGUGAUGUUGUCCUGAAUAAGGAGAUCCAGAGCCAGCAGCGGCUGGAGAGCCUGUCCGAGACACCCGGGCCUAGCUCUCCGCGGCAGCCUCGGAAGGCCCUGGUCUCCUCCGAGUCGUACCUGCAGCGGCUCUCCAUGGCCUCCAGCGGCUCCCUCUGGCAGGAAAUCCCCGUGGUGCGCAACAGCACCGUGCUGCUCUCCAUGACCCAUGAAGACCAAAAGCUGCAAGAGGUCAAAUUUGAGCUGAUUGUGUCAGAGGCCUCCUACCUGCGCAGUCUAAACAUAGCUGUGGAUCAUUUCCAACUUUCAACUUCACUCCGGGCCACACUUUCCAACCAGGAGCACCAAUGGCUCUUCUCUCGUUUACAGGAUGUGCGAGACGUCAGCGCCACGUUCCUUUCAGACCUGGAAGAGAACUUUGAGAACAAUAUCUUCUCCUUCCAAGUAUGUGACGUAGUCCUGAACCACGCCCCAGACUUCCGCCGGGUCUACCUGCCUUAUGUCACCAACCAGACCUAUCAGGAACGCACCUUCCAGAGCCUGAUGAAUAGCAACAGCAAUUUCCGGGAGGUCUUGGAGAAGCUGGAGAGCGACCCCGUCUGCCAGCGCCUUUCCCUCAAGUCCUUUCUGAUUCUGCCCUUCCAACGCAUCACCCGCCUCAAACUGCUGCUCCAGAACAUUCUGAAGAGAACACAGCCUGGCUCCUCGGAGGAGGCAGAGGCCACGAAGGCACACCACGCCCUGGAGCAGCUGAUCCGGGACUGCAAUAACAAUGUCCAGAGUAUGCGACGGACAGAGGAACUAAUCUACCUGAGCCAGAAGAUUGAGUUUGAGUGCAAAAUAUUCCCGCUCAUUUCUCAGUCACGCUGGCUGGUGAAAAGUGGGGAGCUGACAGCCUUGGAGUUCAGUGCUUCCCCAGGGCUACGAAGGAAGCUGAACACGCGUCCAGUCCACCUGCACCUCUUCAAUGACUGUCUGCUGCUGUCUCGGCCCCGAGAGGGUAGCCGAUUCCUGGUAUUUGACCAUGCUCCCUUCUCCUCCAUUCGGGGGGAAAAGUGUGAAAUGAAGCUACAUGGACCUCACAAAAACCUGUUCCGACUCUUUCUGCGGCAGAACACUCAGGGCGCCCAGGCCGAGUUCCUCUUCCGCACGGAGACUCAAAGUGAAAAGCUUCGGUGGAUCUCAGCCUUGGCCAUGCCAAGAGAGGAGUUGGACCUUCUGGAGUGUUACAGUCACCUGGAACAUCAAAAGAAAAAGAAAAGCUGUAAUAUUGAUGGGUGGCCUACUGUGCAACAAGAUUUUCAUAUAGUGUUUUUGGUGUUAUAUGGAUGUUUCUUCUCGCAGUGGAUGUGUAGAGUCAGAGCACAGAUGGGCAUACUCUCAAACCUUAACAACUGUGCCACAUUGCCCUUUGAGUUUAUUCUAAACCUUAGCAAGUCAGAGAUCACACUGUAUGGAACUAACUUCUAUCUAAAUUGCAUGAUUGAUUGAUAGGAGAUUUCCAAAUAACAUUUGGACUGCCUUACAUCCAGUAAAAGAACUCAGCAAAAUACAAAUAAAUAUGAUAAUAUCUUAGACAGCAAAUCUUCUCAUCCCACAAGAGGCAGGAAACUGCUAGAGGAAGCUGCCUUGGAGAGGAUUCUUUCCUCCCCUCCCGAAAGGAGCUGAACUCAAAAUCUCUCCAUUUCGCAAUAGACAUUGGAGAACAUUUUCAACAGUGGAUUUGCACCGGUGUUUUGUGUCCUAGAAAAACGUUCCCUUCAGGUAGGUUCUAAUAAGCCCCACUGGGACAUUUUGGACACCCUUGUCUGCUCUCUGCCUCUCUAACCUUAGAGGGUCCCUUGGAAUCAACUAAUAUUUCAGGUCCUUUCUUCCCAUUACUGUUGCCACACAAGGAACCCAGAUUACAUCAGGGAGAGGCUGAGCUCCAGAGGUUCACACCAGGAGCUUAGUCAUUGUCACACUGUUCCUGCUUCCUGACAGGUUCACUUGAACCAUCUGGAGAUUGGGGAACAAGGGCAAUGUGAGUAUUCAUGAAAUUCAAAUCAUGCCAAGUAUUCCGGGAUGGGAAUGGUUGUCUCAGAGGUGUGCUCUGUGGUUGACUGACCUUGAGCUUGCGUUUUCUUCCUUUUCUUUUUUUUUUAAAUUAUACUUUAGGUUUUAUGGUACAUGUGCACAUUGUGCAGGUUAGUUACAUAUGUAUACAUGUGCCAUGCUGGUGCGCUGCACCCACUAACUCGUCAUCUAGCAUUAGGUAUAUCUCCCAACGCUAUCCCUCCCCCCUCCCCCCACCCCAGAACAGUCCCCAGAGUGUGAUAUUCCCCUUCCUGUGCCCGUGUGAUCUCAUUGUUCAAUUCCCACCUAUGAGUGAGAAUAUGCGGUUUCUUAAUAUGUGUUUCUUAAUUGUGCAUCCUGCUGGGGUUGAGAACAGAAAUUGAAAAACACAAUUGUUUUAUCUCUCCUUCCCCGAGGAGUUGAACAUGUAGGAAGUUUCAUGGCCCAGCCCCUCCUGAGAGCCCUGAACUGCCAACCAGACUGAGCCCAUCAGAGAAUAACACCUCAUUUUCUGAGGAUUCUGAUACCUUUUCAAUCAGAAACAGAAGCAAAGAUUCUGCAGCUCCCACAGAAACUCCCAGAAACCUUGCGGUGCUUCACCCUUCUGAGAUCCUUGAGUCCGAAUGUGGGAGCUAACCAGGUUGCCUUUCUUUACUUACCAUGAAUUCCUCCUAGACUCGUGGUGGCACCUAGGCUUUGGUUCACUCUCACUCUGUUACUAACACUUUUUAUUAAGUAAUGGGAAGGGAAGUAAAUCAUUUAUUUUAUGGCUAAACAUAUAUGCUCAUUAUUCAUAUUAUAUAUCAAUGGUUCCAGGGGAAAAAUAGAUGCACAUUUGAUGUGCAAAUUAUGUAAAAGUGUUUAGGACUUGGCUAUAUAUGUUUCUUUGGUGGAGAAAUAUCUAUGUGAUAGAGAUUUCUUUGGGAAAGAUGACACUCACAAAAAAAGCCAGAAAUUUCUGUUUUAUAGAUUUUGAUAAAAUGUAUGAAAUAAUUUUCACAGCCAAAGGAAAGUAUAGCACAGUAUAUUAUGGAGAGAUGUUACAGCUCAGGAAAAUUAAUACAUGUCAGCUGUUUAAUAAAUUAUGCAUUUAAUUAUUGCCAGUACAGUCACAAUACAUGCUAAUCUAUGAGAAUAUAUUUAUUGCAAUAGAAUAUAAACCCAAAUGGAUGCUAAAUCUAUGUCUUAUCUUUCAUUAAGCAUGGCACUAAAGAGGGCAUAAGGCACCUGCAAUGUACUAGAUAAAUAUGUAUAAAUAUUAGAUUUUCCAUAGACUGGAGGAUAAGUUUUUGUGGUGCACAUGGAAAGAGUACAGAAAAAGAACUCAGGUGGUAGGUGGUGGUGUAACAAAGUAGGAAAACGAUGUAAUAAUUAAUAAUACUUUAAAUUUUCUUUUUAUAGGAUUUUUGUUUAAUGUGUACCUUUUUAUUUAUUUCUGCUUUUCCUCCCGAGGCACAUCUUCACAAUGAAAUCUUCACAAGCUCAGAACCAUCAACUUGCUACACUGUGUUCCUCCAGUGCCCAGUUCACAGGAAGCACUCAAGAGUAGGAUCAAUUGUUAUCAACCUCUAGCAGAUUAUUGAAUAGACGGUCGUUACAUGAAACUGACACUCAGUUCUUCAUGGUCCACGAUAGUUCUUAUAUCCAGAAAACGUACUUACGUUAUCAACUCUGACUCCAUAAGACAACUUUGCAAAGUCUUGGCUCAUAACUAUGUAAGCAAUGAGAUAACUUAGUUUUCAUUUCUCACUUGUUACUUACAAGUAAACAGCCCUGUAGCUCAGCUGAGCUACAGAUUAACUACAGGUAAUCACUUCAGCGAUUCUGCUUUACCCAUGCCCAAGAUUUUAAAAAAGAACCUGACAGAUCAUUAAAUUUUGAGAUUUGCUUUUUAAAAUGCAGGUUCCAUAAAGUUACGCUGUUUUGCUUAUAUAUACAGCAACAAAUGCCUUCUUAGAUAUUUACUUUAAAAUUCUAGUUUCCUUACCAUGUAUUAGCCAGAUAAUCUGUCAUUUUUUAAAUUCUGAAAUUGUACAUAUAUAAAUUAAUGUACAUCUCUAUGCCUGAAAGGUACAUUUGGAAUUACAACGUGUGUCAAGGUAGAGCAAAAUCCCCCAGUCCACUCCUUCCAACCCCCUAGAAAUUUACUCUGUUUGGUUUCCUCUUGAUUGUCUUUAAUUAACAAUAAGUAUGUCACAUAGGUAUCAAAUAAAAUAAGAAAAAAAAUAGAUAAAAGAGAAGUGAUUCAAAAUUCAAGUGUUUAAACACUUUAUGAAUCUUCCCGUUGUUCUUGACACAUUUUUAAAAUUUCAUUUUAAUUCAGAUCAUUAGGGAUGAAAUUCUCCUGAAUUGUAGCAUUUUAUUUCCUUUGGGAAGAAGGGGCUGAAUUUGGCAUAAUUAUACUUGACUAUACUGUAAAAGAAACCAGAUCUAAUAUAAGGACAUCAAUACUUAGUUAUUAAUUCAUUUGCUUAUAUUUAUAUGUCAUUUGAAAAUGUGUAUUAACAUACACAAUUAAAGGGAUAUAAAAAUGAACAUGCCCUCUCCAUUUCUUUAAAAGAAAUCAAGGCUGAAUCAAACAGGACUACUGUUCUGAAAGAAUACUCAGACUAUGAGGUACCUUAUUUUCCUUCUUUUACACCUGUCUUUCAGUUGGCUUCAAAAAAUCAUGGCUUUUACUGUGUUUCUUUUUUCCUUUAUGUCUUCCUUUUGAGGGAAAUGAAAAAUUGAGAAAGGAAAUUAUUAUUUUAUAAGUGGGUGGGUUUGAAUACAUCUUUCACAGUCAAAUAUUUUUCUAUGCCUUAUGAGCUUAAAAAAUAAAUUUAGAAAGUUUGAUAAACACAGAAAUUUUUUAUUUUAUGUUAUUUUAUGAGAUGAGGGCUUGCCAUGUUAUCCAGGCUGUCCUGGAACUCCUGGGCUCAAGCUAUCCUCCUGCUUUCAGCCUCCCAAGUAGCUGGAACUACAGGUGCAUAUGACGGCACCUACUGAGAAAUUUUUACUAUCAACCUAAAAUUUAAUAAGUCCUGGUCACAAGUGAGGAAUUUUUAAUUUGUUAUUUAGAUUAUUUUUGUGUCAAGGUAACUUGAUCACCUAUCAAUAAUGCUUAUAAGAAAAUAGAUAUCUCAUCUGUUGCUGUUAGAAAGGAAUCUGUCUCUUUCCCCAGUUCUUGCUUCAAUGAGGUUUCCUUGACCCAGAGUCUGGUCCUCACAUUUUAGAUUCAGCUUUGGGAAUUUUGUUCAGGAACUGCAUCAUACAACCCAAAAGCAAAAGAGGAAAAUGCAUAAGCCAGGAUACCUAAAUGUUCCUUUAUUUAAACUUGAAAAUGUGACUGCAAAAGGAGUCAAGAAGUUUAGUACUCAACACAUUUCUUCUUUGUAGAAAUAACUGCUCAAGAAGAUAAAUUGUUACCUAACAGUUGAUUGAUGAAUAUGAAAUCAGAGCAAGAGGGGCUAAUUAGAGAAAUUACUAGCUAGGGCUAUUUACCCAAACCAUCUAUCCAGACUGUAGACAUAGAAUCACCAGAUGGCUAGGAUCCUGGUGCAGCUGGUUCCCCUUUUUCCUUACCCUGAAUGUCAUUAAGGAUGCAUUGCCAAAUGCUGCCCCUCUGGCCUGAUGACUACACUCCAUAUUGGUCACCUGCCUUCUUUUUCCUACAGUCUUCCUCCAGACAGGCACGCCAUACAACCGACUACACUUGGGCUCACUGAAUGAAUCACAUUCUUCUGCUGUGCCUCCCAGAGAUUUCAUCAAAGCACCCGCAGUGGCCUUCUGGAGGCUCCUCAAACUCUCCACUCAAUGUUUCCUGAAAGUGUCGUGUUUCUCACCUCUAGAUUGUUAUUCUCAUCAGUUACAUGUGGGUUUCACAAAUUUAUUUCUCAGAAUGCAAGUCUGUCUCUUAUAUCCUCGGGAAACACACCUUUAUAUCCCAGUUAGUACUGACAAAAAUUAAACUAGGGACUGGCCAAAAACAGUGCCUUUCCUCACUUUAAUCUCACUAAAGUAGAUAAGACUCAAGUUAUUUUGUUCUUGCAAUGGCAUUGACAAAUGUUUGCACCAAAAACCAUGUUGAAGUUCAUUAAGGAAACUGUGAUCCAAGAUCCAAGGUCAAAAAAACAAAUUCAUCAAUUCAGCACACCACCAACUCACAGGCUAAGCAUCUUACUGCUAAUUCAUUGAUGCUGCCAUUUGUCAAGUGCCAAAUUGAAUUAUUGAUUUGUCAAUAAUUUCCUUCCGUUGGUUACUUAUAUAGUAUAUUGCAAUUCUUGUUGCUGAAGUCAGCUACACUUUUUCUAUUUGAAAAACAAUUUCUUGCAUUUGGGAUUUCAGGUAUAGUGAUUGUUACAAAUAUGAAGGACUUGAAUUAACAGCAAGUUUUCAAGUAAAACUUUACUUAUGUAUAACUGAAUGAGUUCUUAAAGACAUUUACUAACAAUUUUCCACAAACUAAAAAUUUAUAAAACAAUAAAUAAAAUAGACUUUAAAAAAAA
Messenger RNA from Homo sapiens (human), 10135 nucleotides. RefSeq names its product olfactory receptor 2A7. Lineage: Eukaryota; Metazoa; Chordata; Mammalia; Primates; Hominidae. The record is from RefSeq and is a predicted model, not a curated record. The coding region runs from base 375 to 5084 and encodes 1569 amino acids. The transcript is spliced from 14 exons.